Molecule: messenger RNA, 258 nt
Organism: Cercopithifilaria johnstoni
Lineage: Eukaryota; Metazoa; Nematoda; Chromadorea; Rhabditida; Onchocercidae
Source: the annotation of a GenBank genome assembly
AUGAAUAAUGUACCUCGAUUUGGCCCUUUUGGAACAAUAAAUGGUCCACCAACGCCUAUAACUAUCCAGAAUGCCGUAACUGUGAACACUAAGAUGAAUACACCCAUAUUUGUGAAAACUGAAAUGAACAGAAUUAACGACAUUUCUCCAUCAAACACUAACCAUUGAAGUUCUGUGAUAUUUUUGGUGUUUGGCGACGGAGAGGAAGGCGCGGCUGGAAAAUCUCGUGAUAAUGAGAGGAAGGAAGCUCAAUCAUAA